AUGAAGGGUGGUGGUGGAUGGUCCCUCCAACUUCCAGACCUGGGCAGACAAAGGGGCUUUCACAAAGAGAGGAGGAGGAUGGCCAGCGGGAAUGGGCUCCCCUUGUCCUCGGCCCUGGUGGCCAAGCGCCCGUCUGCCCUGGGCCCGUUCCCCAGAUACAUCUGGGUUCACCAGGACACACCCCAAGACAGCUUAGACAAGACUUGUCAUGAAAUCUGGAAGAGAGUUCAGAGCCUGCCAGAGGCCUUGCAGCCCAGGACCUCGAAGGAACAGCUGUCUGCCCCCAUUGCUGGGACUCCAAGAAACAACUGGCUUAGCCUCCAAGAAGAAGCUCUGGAGCUCAGCAAUGGAAAAGAUGAGAUCUCCCUGUUGGUGGAGCAGGAGUUCUUGAGCCUGACCAAAGAACACCUCAUCCUGGUCACAGAGAGUUUGGGGAAGCCAGAGGCACCCAGCAGCUCUCCCAAGGGGCCUAGACAACCAGCUCCAUGCUUUUUCAUGCCUCCUCUGGUGGCAGGUAGCAGUGAGUGCCCAGGAGCCUCUGUCAUUGCCAGUGACAAGCUUCUGGAGCCGAAAGCGGCCAUGCCUGUUAUUGGCAGCCGGCAGGCCUGCAAUUCUGCCCUGUCUACAGUCACAGGCAUUCUGCGUACUACCAAGGUCAAGAGUACCAAGGGGAGAGAAGACAGGGGCCACAGCCUCAGUGCCUACAACUCGGAGAUCAGAACGCUCCUGACCCAGUUUCCACUGAAGUCCAUGGAAACGUCCAAGGCCCCUGACACUAAGGUGACACUGGAGGAGACAACGGUCAUCAAGGACUUCCUGCAGUACAGCAUGUUCGGUGGCCCCCGACCCAGGGAGCCCGGAGGAAUGGGCCCGUUCCUGCUGCUGCCCCCCACGCCUCCUCCUGCACCCUCCAAUAAGCUCUCCGAGCUUCCUGAUCAGAAGAGGCAGCUCCCAGUGUUUGCCAAAUUCUGCUCCAAGUCCGAGAUGAACCCUGCUGUGGAGGGCCACCACUUGAUGGACUGGAACCCUGGCACCAAGGAACCAACCAAGGGUCGAGAGAGCCUCUUUCUCAGUCAGUGGUCCCAGAGUUGGAAGAGCACCUGUGGUGAAGAGAAUUGCAGUGACCUAAUGGGCUCCAUGUCCAUAGCCCUGCCAGCCAAGAAGCCUGUAUGGCCAGCUGAGAAGAAAUUGCUCUGUGAGUUCCUUGGGGCCACUAAGAACCCGAGUGGGCAGCUGAGGCUUCACAGCAAAGAGGUGGAUGGGCUGGAGCUAAAAUAUAGCCCACCUGUGACAGUGGCCGACAAGAACAACCUCAAGUAUGCAGGGAAUAUCUUCAACCCACACGUUGCCACCUCCUUAACUUCAGCAUCCCUGAACCAGCCACUCUGGCUCAACCUCAACUAUCCACCUGUGCCAGUGUUCACAAAUCAUUCCACCUUCCCACAGUAUCAGGGUCUAGUCCCACAGCGGACACCCAGGAUGCCCUAUCAGCAAGCCCUGCACCCCCCGCUGGGGUGUUACUCCCAACAGGUGACACCGUACAAUCCACAGCAGAUGGGACAGCAGAUUUUCCGCUCUUCCUAUACCCCCCUGCUGAGCUACAUCCCCUUCUUCCAGCCCAACUUUUCAUACCCUCAGAGGACACCUCCAAAGCUGUCCACCAACCCCCAAGACCCUUCCCCCAUGGCAGGAGACGGACCACAGUUCCUUUUUCCCCAGCCAUAUGGGUUCGGCUCAGCGUCUGGUGGGCCCCUGAUGAAUAGCCCCUAUUUUUCCUCCAGUGGGAAUGGCAUAAAUUUUUAG
Molecule: messenger RNA, 1803 nt
Organism: Hipposideros armiger (great roundleaf bat)
Lineage: Eukaryota; Metazoa; Chordata; Mammalia; Chiroptera; Hipposideridae
Gene: CUNH1orf94
Product: chromosome unknown C1orf94 homolog
Exons: 7
Coding region: 1-1803 (600 amino acids)
Source: RefSeq, a predicted model, not a curated record